ACAGAGGAAUUCAGUAAGUGCCACAUCUUCACACCAUCCAUUGGCUGAUUUGAUGAUUAUUGAUACAGUAUAUAUGAGAGAUGAUAUGUGUCCUGGCCUAUCCUUAGCCUGUCAGGACAGUGAAUCUGUGUCUCCCCUGCCUAUUAGACAAAUGCAAACCUAAAGGUGUAUUUUAACACACAAUGGCAUCAUUGAAACAAGCUUCAGCUACUCCUGCGCCUAGUGCUGGGAUGGCACCAGCAACGGUAUUAAGCAAAGAAGAAAAUACAUGCUUAAGGCAAUGCAAAGAUACAUUAUCUAAUUCCUCAGUGACAUUCUGGUCCAGCCUACUGACCUGUGCAGGCUUCUGCUGGGAGAGAAGGGGAGGGGGCUGGAGUGCUGCAGGCUCUCUAUUCAUGAGACCCACUUUGUGUAGCAGAUGCUGUUGGCUGGCUGGAUGGGAGCUCUGUGCUGCAGGGGGAGAACACAAAGGCCAAUCCCUGCUUAUAGAAUGAACAGCUCUGAGCAGGCAUCAGUGCUUGGUGCCUCACAAUAGGCACAACUCUUUUCCUCUCCGCUGUUGCUUUAAGAGCUCUUGCUGAUUUUUUCUCAGCCGAGUUUGCCAAAGGAGAAGACCCUCUUCCUGUGUUGCCUAGCAACUGGACUCUUCAGAAGGGGGAGCCAACUUCCUCUGCUCUCCAGUCUGCUGGCACAGUGCUGCAAUCCUAGCGCAAUGGUCAGCCUUCUCCAACCAUAGCAGGACAUUCUGUAAGGAGAUGGGCUCAUGCUCUGCCAUCGCUGCUUCUCCAGUGCCACCUCACUGAAUGCCCCGCUCAACUCUGACACUUCAGAUCUUCACCACUGGAACCAGACGGAAGACUCCUGCUGAGGUACUGGCCAUGAGCCCCUGUCUAUCCUUUUUAUGUACCCCCAAACUCACCUACUUGUUAGAUUUCAAAAGCUACCAGGAACUCUCAGUAAAAGUUACUGUCAUCUGGCGUGCGAGAAGCUCCUGAAGUAUGCAGAUCAUCUUGUCAUAUUGUGUGGCUGGGAGGGAUAAAACCACCUUGCACCGUCUGCACACAAUUUUAUUGUUCAGUUCCUCACUGUGCAAAUCAGCAGAAACAAGCCUUCAGCCAAGCUUGAGGGUUUACAGAGACUUAUAUCUGCACACUUAAAUCACUGCUCCAAGGUACCUGCAAAUGGAGGCAAAAGUUUUAUGGGGAGCACUAAGCCUCUUACGGAUAUUUUGGUCCUUGCUUCCACAGAAGGGAUAUAUCCAUCCAGAUGAAUUCUUCCAGUCUCCAGAGGUCAUGGCCGGUGAUUUCUUGGAUUUGGAGACCAACCGCCCUUGGGAAUUCCUUCCUACUUUCCCCUGCAGGACUAUACUCAUUCCUGUAUUAACAUCUGGUACAGCAUUCUGGAUUAUUAGAGUAUUACGGCCCAUUGGUGCUGAAAGGGUUCUCAGUCACAGCUAUGUUCUUAUAGUGCUUCCAAGGAUCAUUGUAACCAUUCUAUCCUUCCUGCUGGAUUACAGUGUAUAUCAUAUAGCACCUGCCUGGAGAUCAGACCGCUGGAAAGCAAUGACCCUUCUUGCCACAUCUUAUGUUACUUUAGUUUUUUAUACAAGGACAACCAGCAAUGCAAUAGAAGGUAUUUUGUUUGCUUUGAUUCUGCUUCUCACGUCACCCGGAAGCCAUGGCUGUCCUAACCACUACAAAGUCAAAUCCAGUCAUCUGAUUGGGAUUGUUCUGGCAGCUGGGAUCUUUAACAGGCCUACUUUUCUUGGUUUUGCAUUUAUGCCAGUUCUUAACUGGGCUAGAAAACAUUAUAACUCCCAGUUCUCCUUCAAAACAGCACUUUCCAACAUCUUCCAGCUAUUGCCUAGCUUUGUUAUCACUGCAAGCAUCUUCAUAGCUGCAGACACAUUGUAUUAUAGAGGGUACCACCUAUAUUCUUUAUCUGGUACUGAGGCCUUCUCCAAGCACAUACUAGAGAACAUAGUGUUAACUCCUCUUAACUUCCUCCGUUAUAACCUUAGCCCAGAUAAUCUUGCCCAGCAUGGAACUCAUCCUCCUGUUACACACUUGGCAGUGAAUGGGGUCAUGCUGUUUGGUGUUCUUCAUGUGUCCGCUGUGUUUUCUGGCAUAAAAAUAAUGAAAUGGUUCAUAUAUACAUCACUAUAUAGAAACAAGUCUAAAUGUGAUGAGUCUGUAACUAAACAGUCAGUUUCACUGUUCACAUUUUAUUUUGUUCCUCUCUUACUUCUGUCAUUAUUUAGACACCAAGAACCUCGCUUCCUGAUCCCCUUGCUUCUGCCGUUAGUCUUAUUAAGUACCCAAUGUAAGAGAAACAUAGGCAUGACCUCUGGUAUUGUCAUAUUUAAUAUCAUAGGAGCCCUCUUCUUUGGAAGUCUACACCAAGCUGGCGUAGUUCCCAGUUUAGCACAUGUGCAACAAACUGUGCAGUCGGAGUACCCCUCUAAUAAUCUUACAACCCAUUACACUAUCAUUUUCACCCAUACCUAUAUGCCUCCUAAACAUUUACUCUAUUUACAAACUGGACAAAACUUGGUGAAUAUUAUAGACCUUGCUGGUUUUGAUAAAGACCAACUGUGCCCAAAACUGACUGAGAUUAAAAGAGAUCUCUUGCAUAGAAGUAUACAUUUAUCAGGGCAGAUGAAGCAUCAUUUCUUAGUUGUGAUCCCCGGUACCAUUGCACCAGUAUUGGAUAAUUGUGAGUUAGUGCUCAAAAAGCGGACAUCAUUUUUCCCUCACUUGUCAAUGGAAGACCCACCUACACUGUCAAAUUUGUUCAGUAGUAAUCUGACCACUCAGUUAGCACUGCAUCUGAUUGAGGUAAAUCUCUAUACGUGAAAGGGAUGAGAUCUGCGAAACAUUGUUAAAACUUUGUACAGUGUACACUACAUAGCACUUUUUGGCAUCUCUGUAUUAUGGAGAUGAUCCAAAGGUUGUAUAAUUUUGUUAGAUAAUUUUUAGUUCUUUCCUGCAGUUACAAAAACAAAUACUUUCAACUACUGCUAUUUACUGUAAAAAACAACAACAUCAUAAUGGGAAACUAAAUACCAGUGUAAAAUACUGUAUUUAAGGACAUGUGCAGGGGCGUAAAUACAGAGGAAGCAGACCCUGCGGCUGCAGGGGGGCCCAGGAGGUACAGGGGGCCCCAUGAGGCUUUUCAUUGAUGAGCAAUUUGAACAUAUAUUGGUAAAACAGGACAAACACUGGAUAUGUUGGGGGCCCUAAAAUUAAUUUGCUGUGGGGCCCAGCAACAUCUAGUUACGCCACUGGACAUGUGACUAUUGUUUUGACAUUACAAGAUUCCCACAUAUGGGAAAUAUCAGUGCCCAUAGCUACACUGUGAAAACUGACAGUCAGGGGAGGUUGCAGCAUGCUGCAUUUAAAGGGGAUCUAUCACAAAAAUAAAAAUUUCAUAAAUAAGAAACUUUCUAAAUAUAAUCAAUUAGGCAUUCUGCAUCAUUUACGUAAUAAUCAUGUAACUCUUCACUCUCCCACACUCAGCAGCAACCUGUCACUCUUUAUUUUCUCUUAACGAGUAGGCAGAGACAGUUAGGUCUAAUUCAUCCUUUGGGUGCUUGCACCCUUUGCCUAGAUUAGUGCUCACACUUUCAAAAUAAACAGCUCUGAUGGAAAUCCUGUUUCUCCGUGUGAAGGGUGUUUGCCAGAGCCAGUUAUUUUGUUAACUUUUGUUUGUGCUGCAGUUGGUUAUUUGAGUCAGCCCCCCUAAAAGACGUAUUAGACCUACCUAAGUGUGACCCAGACCUCAGCAUGAAGAGAGCAGUGAAGGUUGCUGAAAGUGCAAUACGAAAGACUAACUUGAUUAUAUAUAUUUAUUUAUAAUGGUACAGAUUUUUUAAUUGAUUAUAUUUAGAAAGUGUCUUAGUGCAGUGAGAUGAAGCUUAUAUUAUUUUCACAAUAGAUCCUGAUGGAUUGCAUCUGAUACUCCAGCCUCACUAUGUUGUUUUCUGCAAUUAGUAGAUAGUUGGAUAUUUGUUUAUGUCUUGCCUUGUGGCUACUUAGAUGAAAAACAAAUUGUCAGUAUUGUGGUUUAUGGUUUUAUGCACUUACAUUUAUAUUUGUACCAAAGGAAAACCUCAAAAUCUAGUAUUUGAUUGUAUUAUGUUAAAAAAUGGUUGUAUAGCUAUGUAAAAGGCAUUAUUUUCUGUCAAAAUGGCCACAGCCACCUAGAAUACCCCUGUGCUUCACUACACUGUUAUUGUAAGCAAACAUUAUCCUCUGCAGUUCAGGCAAACUAAAGAUGGCAUGGGGAAAAUAUUAAUAAAAAAAAAGUAAAAUUAA
Molecule: messenger RNA, 4316 nt
Organism: Xenopus laevis (African clawed frog)
Lineage: Eukaryota; Metazoa; Chordata; Amphibia; Anura; Pipidae
Gene: pigz.L
Product: phosphatidylinositol glycan anchor biosynthesis class Z L homeolog
Exons: 4
Coding region: 1182-2855 (557 amino acids)
Biological process (GO): GPI anchor biosynthetic process
Cellular component (GO): endoplasmic reticulum membrane
Molecular function (GO): glycosyltransferase activity; alpha-1,2-mannosyltransferase activity; mannosyltransferase activity
Source: RefSeq, a predicted model, not a curated record